Messenger RNA from Notolabrus celidotus (New Zealand spotty), 7388 nucleotides. It is a transcript of the gene eng, whose product is annotated as endoglin. Lineage: Eukaryota; Metazoa; Chordata; Actinopteri; Labriformes; Labridae. The transcript has 14 exons. The record is from RefSeq and is a predicted model, not a curated record. Bases 319 to 2013 code for a protein of 564 amino acids.
GACAGAGGCAGCAGGAAAAGAAAAAAGAAAAGGGCCGGUGGGAGGGGUACAAAAGUAAAUCUGCACCGCCCAGGCAGCGCACAAAGUUUGGAAAGUCCUGACACCGUUACGCCGCUGAAUGCAGUCUAACCCUGUACCGUGGAUUAUAACCCAACGCCUGCGUUAUUGAAAAAGAAAAAGCGCCAUCUGAUCGGAGAAUCACUGCUGCUCUGCCAUCAGACCGGGACAGCUCAAGCUCCACCUGAUUACCCUCACAUCCCCCCAAAGACCCAGACUCAGCCUCUUCUCACCAAAACUUCCAGCUCAAACUUAGCAGAGAUGGAGAGUCACAUGACGCGGUUUGUCCUGCUCCUGUGCAUCGCAGUUGCAGCCUCUGCCUCAAGUCAAACAUGUGUUCCAGAGGAGGUUAAUGACAACCCGUGGGUGCAUGUGAGCAAGACGCUAAUUGGCUGCUGGACCAGCUUCAUCACAGAGGACAAGGCAGAGGUCCACAUCCUUAAUCUGAACUUUCCCGCCACGCCUGAUCCUCUGUUCUCUUUGGAGAUGAGCAACGCCAGGCCAAUGAACCUAAUCAUCACAUCACUAAAGCCAGCCUAUGGCCUGUACAACAUCAGCGCUGAUGUUAACAUUUACAUUCACAAUGACUCCAGGCUCACCCUUUACAGUAAUCAGCAAUCCAAAGUGAUCCACAGGGAAGACUUCCCUACUCACAAUAUGGAGGAGCUGGUCACAUGGGCAAGACAGAAGUUUGGAGGUGUAACGUCACUCACCACAAUCCAAAACCCGAAGGUGAUCACAAGGACAGGAACAAUAGGAACCAAACCCGGCUCUCCACAGUGCGUCCUAAAAACUGAAGAAAUCCAAGAGAAGCACUUCUUGAGCAUAGAAAUUAAACCUUCCCCCAUAAAAUCUUGCUCCCCGCAGCCACAGACUCCCAGUGCUGAAGCCGAGCUCCACAUCAUAAACAUCCCUGAGGACACCACCAUUCGCAGCAAUAUAUCUCUUCUCAUGGGCAAUAAGAACACCAAGGUGUUCCUGAGAGGACCUCAGGGCACCACAUGGACCGUCCUCAACUCACAGCUCACGCAGUUUGUUUCCAACAAUGAGAUUGUCCUCCAUAUGCCGCCCAUCACAACUGUAAUCCAACCUAUGACUAUCCUGAACAGCGACAACGUAGAGGACGUGCAGAGGAAGGCUUUAAGUGUCUUAAAAGCCACCACUUUCACCAGCUACACUGAACUCCGACCCGAGUACUCCACGGUUCUUCUGGUACUUGGGAGAAAAGACAGUAUAGCAGUGCCAGAGACUGUCACUCCCAUCACUAACGGCCCUGAUCAGAUGCCUCUGAUGAUGCAGCUCUACGUGUCUCCAGACUACCGUCAACCCCUCGAUCCAAACACCAAGGUGCAGAGUGACAAGAGAAUUUACGCAGAGAUUUCAGGGGACACUUUAGGAGACAUUGUCCUAACCAUCAAGGUGAACAAAUGCUUUGUGCACUCCAAAGGCUCGUGUCCCGUAACGAAGGACCUGCCCUUCAUACCCGAGACCUGCUCUUUAAACUCCUGUCCCAACAGCACCCGACUCAGCUUCUCUCUGGAUCAGCUGCAGGAGCUGGAGGCCACUGCUUGGGACCUGGAGUGCAAUGUCCAACUCUGCUACAGCGAGAAAUGUGCCGAUGGAGGAAGAGUGAAGAGGAACCUGGAGGUCACCCAGCCAUGUCUGCAACCACCCACCCCUCCCUGCUUUGAUUUUGGCCUAACUGGUGUUUUGGGCAUCGCAUUUGGAGGCUUCCUGAUUGGAGUUUUACUUAUUGGAGCUCUGUGGUUUAUCAAAAUUAAAACAGGAUACCCAACUGGACUGGACAUAAGCUCAACUGCAGCAAAUCUUCCUGGAUGUCCCUGCUCAGGAGCAAAACGACAACCUGUCUCUACCAACACUUCCCCCUCUGAGAACAGCAGCGCUAACGCUAGCAUUGGAAGCACCCAGAGCACACCGACCAGCAGCAUGGCAUGAGAUGAUGAUAACCUCCACUACCAGCAGGGCCACCAUCUUCCUCUAAAGUCACCUAUAAGGGUUUUGUGCUUUUAUUUUCUUCGAUAAUGCUUGAAAGUAGCAAUUCACCCUUCUCAGCCCCCUUUCAAAUUCACAUUAAAAAGCACAACCCACAUCUUUGACACACAAUUACAUGUGAUCUGGGAGUAUGUGGGGGUGUAAGGAGAGGUUGUUGGAUGACGGAUAACAGAAGUCUGAUCAAUGAAUUCUGACGCUCACCUCCCCAGCCUCUCAAGCUCCUACACAGGAAGUUAAAGAGGGCAAGAGGGAAAAAAAAUAAAUUGGCUCCCAAGCAACAGGAAAAACAAACCAUAUCCCCCAAGAGCUAACAGGAAAUUCACUACAUUCCUUUCAAUGAAUUGUGCCUGUGUGAUGGCAGCACAAUAAUAGUCAGACAGGAGACAAACCAGUCAAAAGACCUGCUUUGAAAAACAGAUGAAAAGCUGUUUUGCCUUCACAUCUAAGCAACAAAAAUAUGACGGGCUUUUGGCAAAGUCAGUCCAAAAAGUUGUCAGCCAUGUUUCGGGGACCGAAAAGCUCAAACCAGAUGCUCACCUUGAGGGGUAUUUGUCUGAACUGGAGUUUGAGGUCAACGGUUAACAGCUACCUCCUAUUAUUUUUGAAACUCUGGAGCUAAGUUUAUAGUUAGCACUAGAUUUCUCUGGUGAAGUGAUCUUUUUCUCUACCUAACAGAUGGAUCUUAUAUUUGACCCUCUGGGUCAUUUGUAGCACUCACAACAAAGUUAUGGUGCCACUUUUAUGCUAUGUAAUAGCUUCACCAAGGCCUUGCAUCAUAGUAUCUUUUCCUCCAGUAUUAUCUUACAAAAUAUGUUAUAUUUCAUUGAUGACUCAACAAAACUAUUCCCUACAUACCGUAACUCUCAGAGGUAGCUUUGAAAUAUGAACCACAAGAAAAUGCAGUCUUAAGUAUGUAAAAUAAGACAUAGAGCCCAUAAUGAAAAGUUAGCACCAGAACACCUCACAUCGGUUUUCAGGCUGUUCAAAUGGGAAGUACCACUCGUACAGCUACACACACAGGGUGGAGUAUCCCCAGAAUAGUCUGUCUGGAGGUAAAGUACCAGCACUUUUCCUUUAGAGAAUGUCCAUUCCUCAUGAAUUCCACAUCUCUUAUACGUCUUGUGACUACAAAUUAUGCCAUAAUGUUGAUAUCUGUGGUAACACACAUACACAUUCAUAGAAAAUGUUUAGCAUUAAUGUGUUUUAAGGCCAGUCUGAUCACAACCUUGUGGACCUACAUGCUGCUGUGUAUGGUGUAUAAAGCAUUACUAUUCCUUCUUUGAAGCUCAAGUAACCAGCCACUGCUGUUUUUUUCUGUCUUUUAAUUGGAGAUGAAUGCGGCAGAGUGGAAAUAAUGAUUAGAUCUUGAAUUGAUGUUUUGGAUCACCAACACAUUCACAGCUUUCACUUUGACAAAGAUGAAAUCCUCGAUCCCUGCUUGCACCCUGAGGAGAUGCUACCUCAAUGUGACCAAACCAACCAGAAACUUUUCUUCCUUGGGGGGACUUUAGGUACAAACAACAGCCUGAAAUUUUCCAUAUUAAAAUUCACAUUUAAUUAGUAGUUCUCAUACAGAAGGAAAUGAAAUCUCUGAGAUUAAAGGCAAAUGUUUGUUUUAAACAAAUGAGCCAGAAAACCUAAUUUCCCAGUUGAAAACUGGCAAACUCUUACGUUUGGACUGUAAAUAGGUAAUUAUUAAAUAUCUAUAUACCUGACCCCCUUUUGUUUAACUUUUUGUACAAGUCACUAGCUCUGAAAGCAAUUUAUUUGGACUCCAUAGGAUAACCAUUAGUGCAAUUCAUCAUAUUCACAUGAUAUCCAUUUUCCUCUGAGGCCAUGGUUGGAGUAGGAAGCUCAAUGACUGUUAAAAAGUUAUUCUACUGUGUUCCAGGUUUCCAACCCAGGGAAUCUGAAUGCAAUUUAUCAUUACACUGCAUCUUAAUUGAUCUGCAACUAAAAUAACAAUACACAACUAAAUCCAGGUGGGUCAUGGGUCAUAUUUAAAGUCAAAACACAAAAAAGAACUCUCUAGCUACUGCAAUGCAGAAUCUAAAGCUAGCAUUCAACAACUACCUAGCUUACAUGACCGUUAAAAAGAAAUACUCAAUUUUUAAAAAAGGGAGACGGGUACAUUUCUAGCUAGCAUUAUUGUUAGCUUCAGGGUUAGUGGAGCUAGCUAGCAAGCAUGUUAGGAGAGACUUUAUACCAGAAGGUAUUUUCCUUGCUUGUCAUGUAACGCUAUCUAUCUAACUUCAGUAUUAGCAAGGAAGUGGAUGAGCUGAUGUUAGCUGUUGUUAGCUGCUGCAACACAGCAGCAGUGCAAUAUGUCGAUCCACUCUUUAUGCGAUAGAGGAAAAUUGACACUGUGUGAAUAUGAUCAAAUAGUAAAACAAUGGUAUGGGGACUGUUUGAAGAAUUUACCUCUAGCUUUACUCCCAGCUGUCUCUUAACAUGCCAUAUUGAGAGAACUGAGUUUCAUGCUUAAAUGCUUAAUGCUAAUGCUUAACAGAACCUGCAUAAAUGCUAAUCCAUACAUUCAUGAGGGCAACAACUGUAGAGUGACGGUUGAUCCGUGAACUAAUUUGUUUCAAUGUGCAAAUGUAAGUAUAUUUUAUAUAUUUUGCCACUCUUACCUCUUCAAAAUCAGUCCCAUCACACAUUAAGUCUUGUGGUUGAAGUAAACAUUUUAUAUCCACAGUGCAUACUGUAGCUUUGAUACAACACCAAAAUUGUAAUGUGAAAUAUUUGGUCUUAAUACACUGAUUAACUUUUGCUUUACUUGCCUAUAUGAUCACACUCCAAACAGCUAAUCACCUAACUGAUAUAGAUUGUAAAGUAGUUUUGAAAGUGAAUAAAUUAUUUUCACAAAGGAUUUUCUCCCAAAGACAUUUGUAUAAGGUUUAAGGUUUUUUACACAUUACCACUUGAGUAUUUGUGCAAUAUGAUGAGGUAAACUUGUAUUUAAUGUCUAAGAUUUUUUUUUUACCAUGUUUUCUCUUCUUUUGUAAGUGAUGAAUGAUAUUCUUACUUAAAACUGAUUUCUUAACUUGCUUUGUUCUUAUUCAGAGAACUGGGACAAUUCUUAUCAAGGCACUUAUAUGAAUAAAUAAGAUUUGUAUAUGUACAGGAAUCUUUGUUUUUUUAUUUCCAUAUGUAGAUUUGGGCUUGGGUUGCAUCGUGGUCACAGUCAGUGCGUGACACAUCACAUGUCAAACACAGCACCAGCAUUUGUUAGUUUUCCUCUGUUUGACAUUUGCCGUGAGAUUCCCCUGCUGUCCAAAAACACGGCGUAUCUCUGCUGAUACUGACAUCCUGACACUGUAUUGUCUAAAUGUCUCACCGCAGUGAAGCCCCCCUAGCUAAACAUUCAACACUCACGAACCCGAUGCUCUCAGGAAACAUUCACAUUUUUAAAAAUGUGUGGCCAUUAGUGAAAACUUUUUCUUUAUUCAUUUAAAUUUAGAAAGUGGCCGCAAUAUUUGACUCUUUCUGGUUUCUAAAUGUCAACUAUUCUGUACCUGUGUUAAAGCUGCCCGGGUGGGUGCCUGUUUCUGUCGGAGCAUUGACAGUAUAAUCAGACAGGCUGUCAGUUAAUUCACUUGUUAACCCUGUAGAGCCCUUCGUUACCUCUGGCAACAACUUCUGCCUUCUCAGGCACAUUUAAUGAAAUAUGUGCGUAUGAGUGUGUGCACAUAUACAGUAUGUGUACAGAAUGCAAGCCUGUGCGUGUGUGCCCAUCUGUGGUCGGUAUGAUAUUAACACUGCCUACAUUUAUGUGAGUUUAUUAUUCUGGUCUUUCAACAGUGUUCAAUUCUGAAUUCUUAACCAAGGUCUGUAACCUUGACAACAUUUUAUUCAAUAUGAAGUGCACCAUAUCCACACAGCUGCAAUUAUUCAUUGACGUCAUACUCAGGGUGGGAAGCUCAGAGGCUCUGAUAGUGUACUGCUUUGUUACAGAUUUGCAAAUUGUUAAAAUAGGGAAUCUGAUAGGACGAUGUAUUUAAAGCUGUUGAGACGGGCAUUUACAGUAAAAACCCGAAGUGUAUUUUAGAUUACUGAAACCACCAUAAUAACCCAUUGGCUACAUUUUUACAACGGUUUAACAUUCAAUUCAUUUCAAGCUAAAUUACCUAUUAUUUUGUCACCAGUAGCUUAAUGAAAACCAGGCUGAAAAAAACAUUUGUAAUAACCUUCAAGCUAAAUUUAGACAAUAUUAAAACGUAACAUUCAACCAAGUGGCAACUUCCAGUCUCAAAAUAUGAAGCCCAUGCGGAAGUGUUAUCAACUGCAGAAUCCACUUGAGGCUGGCUUCAGAAACACCAGAAACCACAUAGACACCAAUUCAAAAAAGACGAUCUUUGCAGCAUUAAUAAACAUGUUUACAGCCUGGUUCAAAAAACGGCUUGGCUCUACGUAGGUCAUUUCUCUAUCAGCACACACUGUACGGGGGGGGUGAAUUCUUUCUAACGAUUAAAGAUUACGAGUUUUUGCCCAAAUAAGGACAUGACUGACUUGACUCCCGGACAGGGACACAUAGCUGUUGGCUAGGAGGCUCAAACCCUGCCCCUUUAUGUCACACCAUGCCUGGUUGAGUUCCACAUUUCCAAUAUGGCUGCUGCCACCGAUUGGCUUCAAAACAGUGCUCAGGAACAAAUGGGUGAUGUCACAGAUACUACGUCCAUAUCUUAUACAGUCUAUGCAUUCAACCGCCAACUGUGCUAUUAUUGGGUUAGCUGACUGGUGACAGCAAGAAUGACAAAACCAGUGGAAUAAUCCAAGAGCUACAGUUAAUGAUGGUAUUUAGUCCCAUUUUCUUUUCUUUUUUUGUUUGUGCUAACUUUGCCGUCACUGGGUUACUGAAUACACUAGAAGUGACCUACAUUAGUAGCUGAUGGUAUUGUAAGCUAGGAGUUAUCCUAUCAUACUGUCACUAAUGGCUUGUCAAAAAUGAGAUUUUUAAUCAAAACACUGCCUGAAGAUCCUCUGGAUUUCCAUUAAUACUAUGUUUUAAGUCGUUGAUCAAGUAGGAUGAGGUGGCAUGGUAAUUUUAAUGUCCUACAACUAAUAAAAGUCUUGCAAUCUUCAACAAGGCAGUACAUUAUAAUAGCUUUAGAGCUAGCCUCUGCACAGGAUCAGUGGGAAAUGGCCAAGAUGUGAAUAUGGUGAGUGUUAUUACUUUUCUAGAGUAGGCUUUCCUUAACCAUCUAAAUUGGGUCCGUUUGUUAAGACAGUCUUCAACUGUGGUCAUCUAUGUUGUCUCUGAAGAAGUAUAUGUUUUGUGUGAAAUUAUCUUAAUAAAGACAAUAUGACAAAUGUUC